This is a messenger RNA of Globicephala melas (long-finned pilot whale), 1603 nucleotides long. It is a transcript of the gene NUDT17, whose product is annotated as nudix hydrolase 17. Gene Ontology annotation, molecular function: NADH pyrophosphatase activity. NCBI's taxonomy places the organism in Eukaryota, Metazoa, Chordata, Mammalia, Artiodactyla, Delphinidae. Gene Ontology annotation, biological process: NADP+ catabolic process; NAD+ catabolic process. The record is from RefSeq and is a predicted model, not a curated record. Gene Ontology annotation, cellular component: peroxisome; cytosol.
CCCCUGGUUCAUCCCCAAGUGUCUUGCCUAAAUUUCCCGGGGGAAGUCCCGGAAGCCGGGCUUCCUUCCCACCCGGCGGAAGGCUCCGAGGGGAAGCCCGCUGGGCCACUAGAGGGCGCGGAGUGGGCCGCAGAGACCCCAGAGCCGCGUUAUGGCGGCGGCGAGGGUGCUUCUCCUGUCCGGACGGCCGGAGUCGGUGAGCUUCGCGCAGAGCGUGUGUGGCCUCCUGGGCGCCGGGCCGGGGCUCGGGCCGUGGCCCACGUACUGCGGCCUCAAGCGGGGAGAACUCGUCCUCUCGGACAGGCCGUUCCCAGGCGCCUCCGCCAGGCUUCCGCUCCAGCGACCCCCUUUCUGCCCUUUUUCGGCCCUGGAUCAGCAGCCCAGGGCUCCUGGGGCCGAGCUGCCCACGAAUCCAGGUGUGGAUCUGGCUGUGGCGGUCGUUCUGCAGUCCAGCGAUCAGACUGUCUUGCUGACCCGAAGGACACAAACUCUCAACGUUUCCCCCAACCUCUGGGUACCCCCAGGUGGGCACGUGGAGCCUGAUGAAGAGCUGCUGGACGGAGGACUUCGAGAGCUUUGGGAGGAGAGUGGACUACAGCUGCCCCAGGGCCAGUUCUCUGGGGUCCCUCUGGGGUUAUGGGAGUCUGCCUACCCUCCUAGGCUGAGCUGGGGUCUCCCCAAAUACCAUCACAUCAUUCUCUAUCUACUUGUCAUUUCCCAGGAGUCACAGCAGCAGCUACAGGCCCGGAUCCAACCAAACCCAAGAGAGGUGAGCGCCCUUAUGUGGCUGGGACCAGAUGUAGCAGCUGCGGUGGCUGCCACAGAGGAUGGGACAGAGACACCCAGACAUCUUCCCCAGGACCUACCGCCUUCUGUCCUUGCGGUGGAACUAGAAGAGAAUGGAGGAGCUCGACCUCUGGUCUUGCCCACGUCCACACUGCUGCGGACGACCCCAGCCACGGCAGAUAGCAAAGAGAGGGUCAGCACUGGGACCAAGUUUGCCCUCAGGCUCUGGCUACAGCAUCUGGGCAGGUAGAGCUGGGAUAGCAGCUGAAGUGACAGGACAGUGCUUCUUCGUCGGGGGCAGGUCCUCCUCGUCUGAUGAGCUUUCUAUUGUCAAGUCAAUAACUUCAACCUUCUUCUUAUUCUCUGAUGGAUUGCCCUCUUGGACUGGGCUAUACUGGAGGCCUGUGGUUGGUAAGAAGACUGUGUCUCAGAGAAGAGGCCAUACAAGACUUAGCUCAACUGGGGGACAGGGGGUCACUCACCAUCCAGCCCAUACCCUGGCGGGGGGCAAACCUCAGAUGCCUCCUUCUUGGGUUUCAUUGGGCACCAGGAUCCAUCUUCCAUGAACUGGAUCUCAUCACAAUCCGAGCAGGAAUUAAGAAUCUCCAUGAAUAAACUAGGGGAGGGGAGAGAUAGGAAUUCAUGUGGCUGGGAGAUGGCUGCAACAGUAGCCAGGGAGUUCUGGGACUCACCUUCCUGAACCUCAGUUUCCUCACCUGUAAAUUAGGGAUGUUAUCUACCCUCCUGACCUCUCUGAGUUGUUGGAAUCAAAUAAAGUAAGGUGCAUAAAAGAGCUUUGAAAAUUUUAAAUGCUGAG